Molecule: messenger RNA, 585 nt
Organism: Lithohypha guttulata
Lineage: Eukaryota; Fungi; Ascomycota; Eurotiomycetes; Chaetothyriales; Trichomeriaceae
Exons: 2
Coding region: 1-585 (194 amino acids)
Biological process (GO): ribosomal large subunit biogenesis
Cellular component (GO): nucleolus
Source: RefSeq, a predicted model, not a curated record
AUGAGAAUCGAUACUUGUCACCUUUGCUCUCGACCUGUGUACCCUUCGAAGGGUAUCACAUUCGUACGGAACGAUGCCAAACUCUUUCGUUUCUGUCGCUCAAAAUGCCACAAAAACUUCAAAAUGAAACGACAACCACGUAAACUCAAGUGGACCAAGACUCAUCGUGCUCUACGUGGCAAGGAAAUGAUUGUUGAUCAGAAUUUGCUCCUCUCACAGUUUGCCAAACGCAGAAAUGCGCCAGUGAAAUAUGAUAGAAACCUUAUGGCUUCGACAAUCAAGGCGAUGGAGAGGAUUGAGGAGAUUAGAGCGAAGAGGGAAAGAGUAUUCACCAGAAAACGGCUUUCCGGCAAGACGCAACGAGAAAAGAAGAGGAUGGAGGAUCUCAAGGUCAUUGCUACUGGAGAGCACCUCAUCUCCAAGGAGUUACAAGAUAUGGAGCGAGUCAAGCAGGGUUUGGAGCCCGAAGAGCAACUUCAACCUCAAAGUCAGCUACUUGGAGAGGAAAGAACACGACAGAAAACGAAGAGGAGGAUGCUCGUCAAUGGAGGAGUACAGGAAGAGAACGAGAUGGACGUUGACUAA